AUGUUGAAACAACCAACGGCACAAUGCUUGAAUCAUAUUGGUGCUAAUUUGACUGAUGGAAUGUAUCAAGGUGUUUAUGGUAGUUCAAAAAAACAUGAUCCUGAUCUUGAUCAAGUGAUCAAACGAGCAUUUGAAUCUGGUCUUGACAAAAUUAUAAUCACUGCUGGCACUCAUCAUGAAACGAUUCAAGCAUUAGAAUUAUGUUCUAAAUAUGAAAAUUUAUAUACAACUUGUGGUUAUCAUCCUACACGAUGUAGUGAAUUUAAUGAAUCGAAUGAAAAUGAAAUUCUUCAGCAAAUAAUUGAAUUAUGUCAGAUAAAUUCGAAUAAAAUUGUUGCGAUUGGUGAAUUCGGAUUGGAUUAUGAACGAACUCAAUUUUGUGGUAUUGAACAGCAGAAACAUUAUUUUGAAUUUCAGUUGAAGAAUUUAAUAUCAUUAGAGAAACCAUUAUUUCUUCAUAAUCGAGCUGCAUCACAAGAUCUCUAUGAUAUUUUAUCUAAAUAUAGAGAUCAAAUAAAACUGGGUGGAGUGAUUCAUUCGUUUGAUGGUACUCUUGAUGAAGCAUUGCAAUUUAUUCAACUGGGUUAUUUUAUUGGAUUAAAUGGAUGUUCAAUGAAAACUCAAGCUAAUCUAGAUGUUAUAAAACAAUUACCAUUGGAUAAACUUCUUGUUGAAACAGACGCUCCCUGGUGCGGUAUUAAAGCAUCGCAUGCAUGUUAUUCGCAUACUAAAACACACUUUACAACGGAAACAGUUAAAAAAGAAAAAUGGAUCUCAGGUAAAAUGGUAAAAGAUCGAAAUGAGCCAUGCACGAUUAUUCAAAUAUGCGAAGUACUUCAUUCGAUUCGUGGUAAUCAAGAGUCACUUGAGGAAUUAUGUGAAAAAAUUUAUUUAAAUACAAAACGAUUAUUUUUUUCUUAA
Messenger RNA from Rotaria socialis, 921 nucleotides. Lineage: Eukaryota; Metazoa; Rotifera; Eurotatoria; Philodinida; Philodinidae. The record is from the annotation of a GenBank genome assembly.